Messenger RNA from Spea bombifrons (plains spadefoot toad), 1523 nucleotides. It is a transcript of the gene CCDC68, whose product is annotated as coiled-coil domain containing 68. The record is from RefSeq and is a predicted model, not a curated record. Gene Ontology annotation, cellular component: intracellular anatomical structure. NCBI's taxonomy places the organism in Eukaryota, Metazoa, Chordata, Amphibia, Anura, Pelobatidae. Gene Ontology annotation, biological process: intracellular signal transduction. The coding region runs from base 1 to 1062 and encodes 353 amino acids. The transcript is spliced from 11 exons.
AUGGGAAGAAAACAAGCAGAUUUGAUGGCGGCUCUUCCCACAACAGAAGAAGGGAUUCUGAGAAGAGGCCACCCGACGCCGAGUGAAGAUGACGCGUUUCACACGUAUGGAUCCUCCGCAGGGCGCAUCACCGACGAAACGGAAUACGUCCGAAAGAUUCGAACUACUUUAGAGAAGAUUCAAAGCCAAUUAUUUAAAGAUGAUAUAAAUGGUAAAACGCUGCAUUCCAAACAUGAACAGAAUUCUCCCAACUCCCUACAAAAUGUAGAUGAAGAAAGUUCGUUCAGCUCCAGAUACAAGCAGAUCGUGGAGAGGUUAAAAGACGAAGACCUGCAACUUGCUGAAACAAAUAAACAAAAUGAAGACCUGCAGAUUAAGCUGGAAGCCACGCGUGAAGCAGGAUCGAGCGCUUUAAGAGAUGCUACGCGGAAACUGUAUGAAAAUUACGGCAAGAAAGCAGAACAGCUCCGGAAAAGUCACUUGGAGGAGAAGCAAGCGCUUGAGGCAUCUGCGGUUGAACAUCAGAGAACCCUGAACAACAGCGUGGACAAACUGCAUGAAGUAGCCGAGAAAAUCCAAGAGAAGCACGGGCGGAUCCUGGAGCUGGAGAACCUCAUGCGGAGGAUGGAAGAAGAAAAGACGGUGUUACUCGCAAAGAAACAAUGGCUCGAGAACGAGAUUUCCCGGAGGAUGUCACACCCUGCCGGCAUGAAUGGUUGCGUAAAUGUGCAGACUGAGAUUUCCACAACGCAGGAGCAGAUCACCCACCUGCAGAACUUAAUGAUGUCCCAGCAUCAAAGCCUGAGAACGUUAAUCCAGGAGAGGGAAGAUUUAAAAAACAGACUGAAGGAACAAGACGAUACUAUUGUGGAUUUGAAGGAAAGAAUCAGUAUGCUAGAAUGUCAGAAUAAAGAAUUGAAAUACAAGAUGGAACACUCUAUGAGCCCCGCAAAACCGAAAGUGUCAAAAGCCAUUUCUGUAAAUGAAUCCAUGUUGGAUAAAAUGUCGCCAUACUUCAUGCUUCGAAACCUCACACGGCAAAACGGCACAGAAAGAAGCUGAUGAUAAGCGGCCAUCAUUUCAAUGUACAGAUCCCUCCUGAGCACAGGAUGAGUCAAACCCUUUAACGUUCCUCAAGUGUCAAUCAUUGUAACUUAAUAGAGAGGGAGUGGGAUGUCUGUGUGAUGCGAUCGUUCUUCAUGAUGUAAGCACCGUGGAUGUGAACUCUCUGCUGUUUGGACACAAGCUGGGGAAACGGCGUAGUCAUCGCUGGCGUCGGCAGGAACCUCAUGCUGUGGCCCCAGGCCAUAAAAUAAUUGACUUUAAUCAUUUAUGUUGUUAUCGUAUGUAUACACUUUUUAUUUAUAAAAGUGACAGGCAUGGAAAUUAUAUACGGGAUCUCCAGGGCUCGCCAGAACAGAAAUGGCAAAUCACUGCAGCCAAAAUAUAAAUACGAAACAAUAACGUAUUGUAUGAAAUGUAAAAAAAAACAAUGUAACGCUUAAAAUAUCACCAUUCCUCUU